CGGCGGAGGCGGCCCCGCCCCGGCGCUGCCGAAGAUGGCGGCGGUGCGGCUGUGGCGGGGCCGCUGCCGGGCGCUGCUGUCCCGGCCCGCCGGAGCUCUGCGGGCGCGGCGCGGCUUGGCCGCGGGGCCGGAGAUGCACUUCGGCUUCCAGACCGUGACGGAGGAGGAGAGGAGGGAGAAAAUUUAUCAGGUCUUUGAAACUGUGGCCAAGAAAUACGAUGUAAUGAAUGAUUCAAUGACUCUAGGAAUUCAUCGGGUGUGGAAGGAUAUCCUCAUGCAUAAAAUGAACCCUUGCCCAGGAACACUCCUCCUUGAUGUUGCUGGGGGAACAGGUGACAUUGCCUUUCGAUUCAUUAAUUAUGUUCGCUCUGUACGACAAUGCCAGCUCCAGAGGAAGCUCAAACACCAUCAGAAUUUGUCAUGGCAGGAAAUUUUUGAGAGUUACCAGAAGGACAAAAUUAACUCACUAGGGGAUUCCCAAGUGGUGGUCUGUGACAUCAACAGAGAAAUGUUAAAAGUUGGGAAGCAGAAAGCACAGCAUCUUGGCUACUCUGAAGGCUUGUCCUGGGUACUUGGGAAUGCUGAAGAGUUGCCCUUUGAUGAUGAUAAGUUUGAUGUUUACACAAUUGCCUUUGGAAUCCGAAAUGUAACUCGUAUUGAUUUGGCACUUCAGGAGGCCUAUCGUGUGCUGAAACCAGGAGGAAGAUUUCUCUGCCUUGAAUUUAGUCAUGUCAGCAACCCUCUUCUUUCCAGGCUCUAUGAUCUCUACAGUUUCCAGGUUAUCCCUGUCCUGGGUGAGGUUAUUGCUGGUGACUGGAGGUCUUACCAGUAUCUUGUGGAGAGCAUCCGACAGUUCCCCCCUCAGGAGGAGCUGAAGGCCAUGAUAGAAGAUGCAGGCUUUUUCAAAGUGGAUUAUGAGAAUUUGAACUUUGGCAUUGUUGCCAUUCACUCAGGUUUCAAACUGUGAGUCUGGGUAGCAGAACACCCAAAGUGUAAUUUUCAUGAGGGAUAUGAAAGCUGUAGAAUUUUAACAGUAUCAAAAGGAGUUCUGAGAAGUUGUGCAGCAGAUACUUUCUCAGCAGCUGGGCUCAGAAGAACAGAAGUUACCUCCCCCCACCAAGAAACCUGUGGAGUGACUCCAGUGGUGUUUCUUACACUUGCAUUUCCUCCAAGUGCAGUGUAAAGGAUGUGGCCAAAACUGAGCAAUGCUGACAAGCAAAGCAAGUUGGCAGUGGGUGUGGAUAAAGAAAUAGACUGAUUAGUCUCCAAAUAAGAUGCCUUUCUUUUUUUUACUAAGCUUUAAAGGAGGAUAUUAUACUUGUGAGAAGUAACUUGGAUUUAUGAAGUAGUGAUGGACUUAUAUGAAGCUGUUAUUAUCUUUGUCAUGUGGAGUUUAAGGAUUUUUUCCCAUGACUCCUUCUUUCAAAGGCAAAUGGAAGGCUUGUGAAAUAAAAGGGCUCUGCAUCAA
Molecule: messenger RNA, 1468 nt
Organism: Onychostruthus taczanowskii (white-rumped snowfinch)
Lineage: Eukaryota; Metazoa; Chordata; Aves; Passeriformes; Passeridae
Gene: COQ5
Product: coenzyme Q5, methyltransferase
Exons: 7
Coding region: 35-967 (310 amino acids)
Biological process (GO): ubiquinone biosynthetic process
Molecular function (GO): methyltransferase activity
Source: RefSeq, a predicted model, not a curated record